CCAAUUUUGUAAUUUUACCGUCUUUACUCUUGGCCUCAUCCUUUAGCCCACUUGCCCAUCUACGCCCGCUACGUACGUGGGUUUUCAACUUCCGACGACAAUCCUUAUCUUUCCGAUUUUCUGUCGCAAACAAUUUGUACCUAAUACGCCGAUAAGCAAGAAAAGCCAGUAGAGAGUGUGUGAAAAUGGCGAGCUAUCUAUGGAGGAAAUACGCAGAAUAUCUGUAUACCAAGUGGGAGAGGACGAUUCUUUGGGAUAUGAUUGAUCCGUACAGGAGACCCAAAUCUUUUACUCCUCUGGUCACUAUUUAUAUAGCCGCUUUCUACACUGGAGUUAUUGGCUCAGCCAUCACUGAGCAACUCUACAAGGAGAAGUACUGGGAAGAUCACCCUGGUGAGGCAGUGCCUCUCAUGAAGCCAAAGUUCUACUCUGGUCCUUGGAAGGUGCUUAGAGGAGAGGUUCCGACAACCAAUCAGUGAAAACCAUAACAAUCAUUUUAUUUGUCUUGAGUUUCUUAGUUUAUAUUGUGCAAAUGUCACAGGUUUCACAGAUUUUAGCUAACUAUCAUAUACUAUGUUGUUUUGUUGCUCAAUCCCCAAAUGUGAAGGAAGUUUAUUUAGUCACUUCUUGAGACAUGUUUUGUAUUUGAGAAAACCUGGUGUUUCCAUGAACCAAAAAGAUGCUUUUCUUAGUAUGUAACAAAUCAUCUCAUCAAUUGAAAUGUCUUCCCAAGACCUUUUUCCUGUU
Messenger RNA from Jatropha curcas, 747 nucleotides. Its product is annotated as embryo defective 2752. Lineage: Eukaryota; Viridiplantae; Streptophyta; Magnoliopsida; Malpighiales; Euphorbiaceae. The record is from RefSeq and is a predicted model, not a curated record.